GCCUGUCGUUUCUGUCACAUCGUCAGCAGUGAUAUAGCUUCAUUGGCUCUCCGACUAAGGCCCGUCAGCAGUCAGCGUGCUCGGAAACCUGGACACCAAACUGAGUGUUGCCGCCAGGCGAGGAGAGGACGCGGCUACAUCCUGAGAUCAAUACCUGAUGCCUGCUCGGAUUCGCAUAGGCUGAUACGAGGCACUUCAAGAUGUCACCAUCACCAACAUCCGUUGCAGUAGUCAGUGCUAGCUCCAGCCAGCUCGCUAAAGCUGUCAAGGCGCUCUGGACUCAAAAAGCGAGCAGAGACAAACAAAUAGCGUCUCCGGCACUGGAUGUUGAAGCGCAAGUCGAUGAUGUCCUUCUGGUUCUAGCCCUUAUCGGUGAAGCACUCAUACCGCUCAAUGUCUUUGACGACGCCUACUAUCAAGCAACCUACUUCGAGGUUCAGACUGCUAUUGCCAGCUGCGGCCAUCAAAAAGUUCAGGAACUCUUCGAAUCGCUCGCGGACGAACUCAAAUACUUGGUGACUGCGGGUCUGACCAUUUGCGCGGUGUUCGCUCCGAUGCACGUCUACCGUGGCUUUGGUGCUUGUGUCUUCGGAGACUGGAAUUGGGCCUGUCCAGAUUUUGAAUUCCUCGACAAGAAGGUCAAGAAGGAGACCAGCCUGUUCGCAAAGAAGCCUGAUCCUCAGCCUAAUAGGCCUGUACUCCUUGCAUUCGAUCGAGCUCUGCAGGUGCUUCAGGUAAAACCGAUGGCAUUUCUGGCCAAGCGUCCGUCGAUAUCUUCUUUCGCUGAGCAGCAACCACGUUACAAACCACUGCCGAAGAAGGAAAUCCAGCAUGCCCUCUCCGACUGCGAAGACUUCGGCAAGGAGCUCGACAAGAGAGGCCACCCUGCACCUCCAGGCCAAAAGAUUUCGAGUUGGGGGUUGCCAUGGGCAGGCUGGACAAGUACAUUCAGCUGCCAGCUGACCAAAAACUGGGAAUUAGCGAUGUUUCAUCAAAUGGAUCCUGGACGCCUCUUGCACGCAUUUCUUUGUCGAGGCAGUCUCAACCUUCACCCGGGAGAACUCAUUAUUUUGCCACCAGCCACCCCAGCCGAGUCUCUGGUGUCAUGGUUGGCCAAUAUGCCUGGCUUCACGCACAAGAUCAUCGGCUGGGAUGCAUUAAUGACGAGUGGGUUUGAGAAGAAGAUUGGCAAGAAGAUGACGAAAAAGAUUGGCCACUAUCCGCUGCCCAGCAAAUACGUUCACUCAGCGACGAAACUCUCGGAGACCGGACUUUCCCGCAAUCUGAGAAAGCAAAUGGCAUCGUCGAAGCAGAUAGCGAAGGAGUACAAGCUGGACCAAGCAGGCUUGUAG
Pseudocercospora fijiensis CIRAD86 is the source of this 1352-nucleotide messenger RNA. RefSeq lists its product as uncharacterized. NCBI's taxonomy places the organism in Eukaryota, Fungi, Ascomycota, Dothideomycetes, Mycosphaerellales, Mycosphaerellaceae. The coding region runs from base 201 to 1352 and encodes 383 amino acids. The record is from RefSeq and is a predicted model, not a curated record. The transcript has 2 exons.